Humulus lupulus (European hop) is the source of this 2580-nucleotide messenger RNA. Its product is annotated as ABC transporter G family member 15-like. Lineage: Eukaryota; Viridiplantae; Streptophyta; Magnoliopsida; Rosales; Cannabaceae. Gene Ontology annotation, molecular function: ATP binding; ABC-type transporter activity; ATP hydrolysis activity. Gene Ontology annotation, cellular component: membrane. Bases 218 to 2299 code for a protein of 693 amino acids. The transcript is spliced from 9 exons. The record is from RefSeq and is a predicted model, not a curated record.
GACAUUAAAACAGAAAAUAUUUCUAAACAUUUACAGCGAAACAAGCCCAUCUAAGAGUACUUUUAUUUAAGUGAUUCGUUAGACACUCUACUCUGUUUUAUCACUAUGUUGUUGAGUAUAUUAACUGUCCCUAGUAAGUUCUCAACUGCGAGUAAUAAACAUGUUGAAAACAUCUCUAUAUGUUUCUAGCUAACCACACUUGCAGAAGUUUACUGAGAUGAAUGCAAUGGAAAUAGAGUACUCCGGUGGCGCCACCAGCGAUGCAGCUGAGGAUGACUUGGAUUUAUCAAGUUGGGGAGGAGACAAUCAUCAACAUUCUGCCAUGUAUUUGGUUUGGGAAGAUCUAAAUGUUGUUCUUCCAAACUUUGGAAAUGGACAUAGUAAGAGGCUGCUUGAUGGGCUAAGUGGGUUUGCUGAGCCUGGAAGGAUCAUGGCCAUUAUGGGCCCUUCUGGCUCUGGCAAAUCAACUCUUCUUGAUUCAUUAGCAGGAAGACUUUCAGGAAAUGUUGUCAUGACUGGAAAUGUUCUUCUAAAUGGGAAGAGAAGAAGACUAGACUAUGGUGUUGCUGCUUAUGUGACACAACAGGAUUUGCUACUGGGAACUCUUUCAGUGAGAGAAACCAUAACUUACUCAGCUAUGUUGAGGCUACCAAGAACUCUAUCGAAGCAUGAGGUGGAUGAGAUUGUUGAGGCAACCAUUAUGGAAAUGGGACUCCAAGAUUGUGCAGAUGGGCUUGUUGGAAACUGGCAUAUAAGAGGUAUAAGCGGUGGAGAGAAGAAGAGACUAAGCAUUGCCCUUGAAAUCCUCACAAGGCCUCGUCUCUUGUUUCUAGAUGAACCAACCAGUGGUCUUGACAGUGCCUCAUCUUUCUUUGUUAUUCAAACUCUUAGGAACAUUUCUCUUGAUGGCAGAACAGUUAUCUCUUCAAUCCAUCAGCCGAGUAGUGAAGUUUUUGCACUCUUUGAUGAUCUUUUCUUGCUUUCUGGUGGUCAAACAGUUUAUUUUGGACCAGCAAAGAUGGCCGUUGAGUUCUUUGCCAAAGCAGGAUUUCCAUGUCCAAGUAGAAGAAAUCCCUCUGAUCACUUUCUUAGAUGUAUUAAUUCGGGUUUCGACCAGGUGACAAACACUUUGAUGAGCACUCGCAAAAUCCAUAACUCAGAUCCUUUAAUGGAUAUACCAAUAGCAAAGAUAAAAGCAACUCUGGUUGAGAAGUACAAGAACUCGGAGUACACAACAAGAGCUAAAGCUAGGAUGAGAGAAAUCUCAUCCAUUGAAGGGCUUGUAGUAGAAAGCAGACGUGGGGGCCAAGCGAAAUGGUGGAAGCAACUCUCAGUGUUGACUUGUAGAUCUUUCAAGAACAUGUCAAGAGAUGUUGGGUACUACUGGGUAAGAAUCGUAGUUUACAUAGCACUAUCUCUUUGUGUUGGCUCCAUAUUCUUCAACGUUGGCACGAGCUUCACUGCAAUCUUGGCACGAGGAGCUUGUGGGGGGUUCAUAGCUGGUUUCAUGACUUUCAUGGCCAUUGGAGGCUUCCCAUCUUUCCUUGAAGAAAUGAAGGUGUUCAACAAGGAACGACUGAAUGGUUAUUAUGGGGUUGGUGUUUAUGUCGUAUCGAAUUUCCUAUCUUCUUUUCCCUUUCUGGCUCUGAUGUCGUUUGCCACUUCAACUAUAGUUUACUACAUGGUGAAAUUUAGGCCUGAGUUCCAUUGUUACAUAUACUUUUUCCUCGAUCUCCUAUGCUGCAUUGCUACUGUGGAGAGUGCCAUGAUGAUUGUAGCUUCUCUUGUUCCCAACUUCUUGAUGGGAGUCACAGUUGGCGCUGGAUAUCUGGCAAUUAUGAUGAUGACUUCUGGCUUCUUCCGCCCAAUACCUGAUCUUCCCAAACCAAUAUGGCGUUAUCCCAUUUCAUACAUCAACUAUGGGGCCUGGGGUUUAGAGGGAGCAUACAAGAAUGAUAUGAUUGGCCUUGAAUUUGAUACCCUCAUAUCAGAUGGGACGAAGCUGAAAGGCGAGUUUAUUCUCACGAGUAUGCUAGGCAUAAGACUGAAUCAUUCAAAGUGGUGGGAUUUGGCAGCUAUUAUCUUCCUUGUUGUGUCCUUUAGACUUAUCUUCUUUGCCAUUCUCAAGUUCAUGGAGAGAGCUUCACCUUAUGUUAGAACAUUGUACACCAACAGAACUCUGAAGCAUCUGAAGAAGCGCCCUUCAUUCAGGAAAACUCCAUCUUUCCCUUCCAAGAGGCAACAGCCUCUCCAUCCAUUGUCAGUUCAAGAGGGUCUCAAUUCCCCUCUGCAUUACUAGCAGGCAGCAACACACUCCUAUUUUCUUUUUUCCAGUUAUCACUUGGCCUUUUCACAAGUUCGAUCAAGAAAAAAAGGCGGUUGUGAAAUGGGGUCACCGAUAGAGUUCUUCUCUGCUGGGACUGCACUUCUGCGGUUAGCAGAGGCAGUGUAAGGAUACUUAACCGUGGUGCCUAUGGUGUCAUUAACUGAGAAAGUUAGCUUCACUCAAAACCCACUUGAAUUGCUUGGUCUAGAUUUGUUUGAAAGUUGAACUAACAAUAAAAUUUUACACGGUGAACA